Anastrepha ludens (Mexican fruit fly) is the source of this 1238-nucleotide messenger RNA. RefSeq lists its product as uncharacterized. The transcript is spliced from 2 exons. The record is from RefSeq and is a predicted model, not a curated record. Bases 62 to 1126 code for a protein of 354 amino acids. NCBI's taxonomy places the organism in Eukaryota, Metazoa, Arthropoda, Insecta, Diptera, Tephritidae.
UCAGUAAAAUAAAAAUAUUUCUUUCAUUCUUAAAACUAGUUAUCUUCAUCGUAAAUUAAAAAUGUAUUCAGCAUUUGAAAAAAUUCCAAGUACAAUAGAAAUUAAAAUUGAACCCCCCAACAAACUAACAGUAUCGAAAAAAUUAGAGGCUGCAAAAAGUUUGCUUCACCAGCGGAAAACACAAUGUUCUUCAAUCAAACAACAACACAAAAAGACCAAGCGAGCCCCACUUUUAUACGGAUACAAAUUUUUUUGCAUUUGCCCGAAAUAUAAUCCACAAUAUGCAUGUAAGCAUACAGGCAACGUAAUAAUUGAUCGCGAUGUGCUUACUAAAGAAGAACAUCUGUGUUUCUUAUCAACUCCACGGGAAAAUCUAGCCGCUUCAAGAAAAAGGUCUAGAUAUUAUCAGAAAAAAAUUAGUAGGCCAAAUUGCACAACACGCAUAGAUCAGUUAGCAUUACCUGAUUUGAAACGAGUUCGUGGGACACUAGAAGAAUAUAAGAAUGCACUAAGAAAACGUCAAAUAAACUCGUUAAAACAACAAUUGGACAAGAGAUCUAACGUUGUAUCUUACAAUAUAAAAACUGCCCUUUCAUAUAUCGAAGAAGAAAGACGUUUAAAAAAAGUCGCUAAACUGUUAAGGAAGCAAGAAUGUCGCAAACUAAAAAAGUAUAUUCUUCGAAAGCAACAACGGCAAAUAAGAAGAAUUAUUUGUGCUCUAUUCGAGGAAAUGAGGGACUUUUUACUUAAUGACCAGUUUUUAAUAGAUCAGCAGUCAACUCUUUGUGCAAUUAUUUUGGAACAAAUUCGAAACUUUACCGAUAGCGAGUUUUAUACCACAUCCAACUUACGAGAAUAUCAACAAGUUCUUGCAAAUAAUCUAACAGUAUGGAUUAAUAAGUUUAUUUCCAAUCUUAAUAUACAUAUAUCACCGCCUCCGGUUCCAACAGAACACAUAGAACCAGAAACUUUCCUGCCGGUAUCAGAUUAUAUAUCAUGUUCCGAAUCGAUUGAUAACGAAGAAUGCCAAAUAGAACAAAGUAACUUUUAUUUUGAUGAAAUGAAUGAAGAAGAAAAUGACUACUUUCUCUACACUGAAGACACAAUAACAAAUACAAACCAUUAAUUUGUACCCCUGAAAGACUGUUGAAAAUUUCACUUGUUGGAAGUUUGAUGUCAUGAUUUUUCAAAAUUUCAGUCGGCAUCGCGCGUAUUAGAAAAUGCAAAAAUUUCUGAAA